This is a messenger RNA of Mytilinidion resinicola, 988 nucleotides long. RefSeq lists its product as uncharacterized. Lineage: Eukaryota; Fungi; Ascomycota; Dothideomycetes; Mytilinidiales; Mytilinidiaceae. Bases 168 to 737 code for a protein of 189 amino acids. The record is from RefSeq and is a predicted model, not a curated record. The transcript has a single exon.
CGCAGAGCCGCUGACGUCAUACAUCUACAGGUCAAUCAUAUAUCUGCAAACUACGAAAAAGGCCUACCCCUACGGCUACAGGCUUUGCACAGACCAAGCUAGUGUUUGGUAAUGAGUUCAGGGCUUGGCUGGACAUACCCGUGCACAUCGACGAAUACAAUUUGCACAUGUGCGGCGUUGAUAUUGCCGAUCAGCUGCGUAGCUACUACAACACCCAGAAGAUUCAUUGCAAAACGUGGCGGCCGCUGUUCAGCUUCUUGCUAGACACCGUCAUCACCAACUGCUACAAGCUAUCAAGCUACCAGCUACCGGCUGGCCGGGGUGGUAGGAAGGAUACCCACCUACAAUUCCGCGAGGACCUCUACGUCCAACUUUGUAAGGCCUCACAGCAGGUAAGACGACAGCGGCGUCCUAGGAACGAUAGGAAGGGCACCAACGACGUCAUCUGGAGGCCGGUGGCCGAACACAAGCUUGUAAGGCUGUGGAAGAAGCCUCAAAAUUGCAGUGCCUGCAUUGAAGCCGGUCGGAAGGUUACAAAUAAGCUGAUUGAGGCUAGGAAACCUCUAGCGGACUUAUCGGUCAACACUACUAAGAAAUUAAGGUGUAGCCAGGACUGGAAGCGACCAAAUCGGUGUCGUAGGACUCGGUACGGUUGCUCGGUGUGUUCAAUUCCUUUCUGUACAACACCGGGCUCAGCUACUUCUAUUUGCACGGGAUGGAAGGAUCACAUGGCCUAGCUCAACUCUCUAGACUAGCUUGUAUAUAGCUGCUACACGUAUUUGAAUUACCUUAGCUGGGUGUAGUCCUCAUCACGGGGGCCAGAUUCGGAGCCUCUGAUUGGCCGAAUCCUUAUCGAUAACUGUGGACGUAAAUCAGCGUGCGAAGGGAUAGCGGUCGGGUGAAAACCUUGUUUUCUACAGUGUAUAACGCCUUGCGUUCCUUUUGUUUCUGCGCGGCUGUGGGGGACGCGUGGCAGCUCUGUGAGCAU